AUGGCGGAGACUGGCACAAGCCGCCCGCCCGCCUCUGGCACCGACGCCGGCGACUUCCCGGAGCUCCUAGGUUUCUGCGCACGCGCGGAGGCCCUCAUCGCUGAGCUGCUCCUGCUCUCCGACCGCGCACCUCCGCUGUUCGCAGACCGCCACUUCGACCCGUCCUCUUCGACUUCCGAUAUUCUUCUCCUUUCUGAUGGCGCCGUCACUUACCACGGAGAGCUCUGCAAUUACCUGAAUGAUCUGCAGGUUCCUUAUUUUUUAGCUGACUUGGAUAUUCACAUGCAUGCCAUAAACAAGGAGUAUGUGCUCAAUAAUUCUCAGAGUCUUCUUUCUGUCAUUAGAGAAUGCAAUUUCACUCUCCGUUGGCUUUUGCUUCACCGCAUGAACAAUCUGGCUAUAGAAGGCCUGAGGAGGCAGCAGUGCGGUGCGUGGAGGCAGAGGCCCAGCGGUUAUCUCUGCAAGCGUGUUUCACCAUUUUUGCAGAUCAUCUCUCUAGAAGAGAUUCUGACCAAAGACAAGAGAUGUUGA
This is a messenger RNA of Miscanthus lutarioriparius, 531 nucleotides long. NCBI's taxonomy places the organism in Eukaryota, Viridiplantae, Streptophyta, Magnoliopsida, Poales, Poaceae. The record is from the annotation of a GenBank genome assembly.